Molecule: messenger RNA, 606 nt
Organism: Talaromyces proteolyticus
Lineage: Eukaryota; Fungi; Ascomycota; Eurotiomycetes; Eurotiales; Trichocomaceae
Exons: 6
Coding region: 1-606 (201 amino acids)
Biological process (GO): regulation of DNA-templated transcription
Molecular function (GO): DNA-binding transcription factor activity, RNA polymerase II-specific; zinc ion binding
Source: RefSeq, a predicted model, not a curated record
AUGUUGCGACAUAGAGCCUGCGAGGAAUGCAAAAGAAAGACAAGAUGUGAUAUGAAGCAGCCGUGCUGCUCAUUGUGUGGUCGAGUUGGAAGUACGUGUGUCUAUCCGUCACCAAUAUCUUCUCGGCACCGUGGAUGGAGAUCCAAGCUCGCCUUCCAAACCACCUCCUCCACUGCCGCCGUUGAGUAUUUGACCGAUGGCCAACCACUUUCAUCCCAUCUGCUGGAUGAUCAGCACGAACUAGAUGGCCAUAUACUGGACCUAAUGGAUUAUAUGGACGGCGUUGCCGACGACAUGCCAUGGGAUGCUGACUUUCAGACGCUGAACUCGAAUGUCAGUUACGACUUAGAUGCCCGACAUGCUGGACUUGGUUGGAUUCCCUCUGGACGAGUUUUGCAGGAUUUCAAUUUGAAUGGCAAGUCUCCUCUGAAGAAUUGUGUUGCACCGCUUGCCAGUCAACCGCCAAUUACUCAAAUUUCCAAGCCAAAACUCAAUGGCGUAUACUAUUCACUAUCAGUCCCUGAUGUGGUUGCUAAUACCCUAAUCGAGACAUUCUUUGAACGGGCUCAUCACUCAGUUCCAAUCCUCCAUCACCCUACUUUUUAA